Meloidogyne enterolobii is the source of this 1193-nucleotide messenger RNA. Lineage: Eukaryota; Metazoa; Nematoda; Chromadorea; Rhabditida; Meloidogynidae. The record is from the annotation of a GenBank genome assembly.
GGGUGUAUGUGUAAAAUCGAGAUUAUGUUCCUUUUCUAAUCUUCACGAAAAAAUUUUUUUUCAGAUGGGAAAGAAUAACAGCAAAUUUAAUCGGAAUAGUAACACAACCGGCGGAAGGACAACAACCACAGAACAAUUAACAAAUAAAAAUUCUUCGAAUUGUGGGGGAGGUGUUGAACAAGAAACAGAAAAUGUGCCAAUAGGGAAUGGGUCAAAUAAUAAUUUAAAUAAUGGAGAUAACAAUAAUAAUAAACAAAAACAACAACAAAAUGGUGGGGGGAAUAGAAGAUUAAAAAAAGAAAAAAGAAAAAAAGCAAAUAAAAAAUUAACACCCGAAGAAUUAAGCGAUUUGGAACAAAAAACUUAUUUUACAAGAAAAGAAUUGAGAAAGUGGUAUAAGGAUUUUGUACGUGACUGCCCUACAGGAGAAUUAAAGCUUGACGAAUUCCAAAAUAUUUAUCGCCAAUUUUUCCCAAAUGGAGAUCCCUCAAAAUUUGCAGCCUUUGUUUUUAAUGUUUUUGAUGAUAAUAGGGAUGGACAUAUUUCAUUUAAAGAAUUUAUUGCAGCACUCUCAAUUACUUCGAGGGGGACAUUAGAUGAAAAAUUAGAAUGGGCAUUUUCUCUAUAUGAUGUAGACAAGGACGGUUUUAUUACAAAGGCAGAAAUGGCAGACAUUGUCGAUGCAAUUUAUAGCAUGAUAGGGAAUAUGUUGGAAUUACCCAAGGAUGAGGAUACUCCCCAAAAACGAGUGGAAAAAAUAUUUGCAAAUAUGGAUUUGAAUUUUGAUGGUAAACUCACAAGAGAAGAAUUUAAACAAGGCUCCAAAAAUGAUCCAUGGAUUGUCCAAGCAUUAACAAUGGAUAUGAAUAAUGGUGAAGAAGUAAUAAGCCAAAAAGCAUAAAAAAAUAGAAGAAUUCUUUUUUAAAAUUAUUCCGCCGGUUUGACAAAAAUUUCUUAAAAAUUAAUUUUUAAAUUUAAAGUUUGUCCAUUUUUGGGAAUUUCAUUUUAAUUGUUUUUUUGUAUAUAUUUUUCAAGCAUUCCAUUUUUAGUUAGAAUUUUCACGAAAUGAAGCUUUGCCCCCUUUUCUCCUAACACUAGGGUUGGCGGUCCUGGGAUUUUUUAAAAAUAUUUUUUGGAUAUUCGGCCUUCUUUGGAUUCGGAUCCGCCAACCUCUAAUCCUCCUAUCUAUUGUU